This is a messenger RNA of Osmerus eperlanus (European smelt), 627 nucleotides long. Its product is annotated as allograft inflammatory factor 1-like. The transcript has 6 exons. Gene Ontology annotation, molecular function: calcium ion binding; actin filament binding. Bases 111 to 551 code for a protein of 146 amino acids. Gene Ontology annotation, biological process: ruffle assembly; actin filament bundle assembly. Gene Ontology annotation, cellular component: actin filament; ruffle membrane. The record is from RefSeq and is a predicted model, not a curated record. NCBI's taxonomy places the organism in Eukaryota, Metazoa, Chordata, Actinopteri, Osmeriformes, Osmeridae.
UUAGAGUUCUGAACUUCCUCCUCAUCUUUGACUCAGUGUUCAUGAAGUAACACUCAUAUACUGUGCUUGCUGCAAAUUGUAUAUAAAUCACCAAAAAGAAGAAAACUGAAAUGGCCAAAGAAUUUCAAGGAGGGAAAGCAUUUGGAUUUAUCAAGUCCCAGCAGGAGGAAAAAUUAAACUCGACCAAUGAGGCUUUCCUCUCAGAUCCCAAAUAUGCAGAAGAAGAGGAACUUGCCUCUAAGCUUGAGUUGUUUAAGAAUAAGUACAUGGAGUUUGAUCUCAAUGACCAAGGAGAUAUUGACAUGAUGGGGCUGAAACGUAUGCUGGAGAAGCUUGGGGUGGCCAAAACUCACUUGGAACUUAAAAAGAUGAUGUCAGAGGUUUGUGGGAGUGCAAAAGACACUAUCUGCUACACGGACUUCCUGAAUAUGAUGUUGGGCAAGAGGAACGCCAUACUGAGACUGAUCUUGAUGUAUGAAGGCAUGGCUAAACCGCAGGAAGUCCAAGAACCUGGGCCACCACCACGCAAGACCUUUUCAGAUCUUCCCUAGUUUUAUGACACACUUUGUAUAUUACAUUUUUUAAUAACAUACUUUUAAAAAAUAAAGGUUUACCAUUUAAAGUGUA